UGCAGUCCGUACCACGUACAUCUCUCUACGUACCGUUUGUGUUUUAUCUCCCAGCACGCCCUCUAUAUAAAUCCGUAGGCUUCCAAGACACUACAAAAAUCACAAUAACGAAAUGGAGAACAAAAUACCGCCUUGAACAGUGGUGUAACUUGGGAAGAACAAAUGUGGAAAUUAUUAGUGUAUUAUAUAAAAACAAAUCAUAUUUGUGUGAAUUAUAGGAGAAAACAGUUUUAAUCUUUGAAAUUACAGAUAAUUAUGCAAAUAACUGCAUUAAUAACUGAUAACUGAAGCUGUUGUUAACUAGUGACAGAGAAUAAUAAUCAUAAAAAUUAAUGGUACAAGAAAAUAAUAAAAUCCUUUAGUAAAAUACAAUAAAAAAUAAUCCAAUUUUUAGCAAAUUAAGACAACAACAAACCUGAAUAACCAAUAAAAGAGAACAGGAAGAAUAACACAACAAGAACAAAAAUAGAGACCAUAACAUAACUAAAUAAAGACAAGAAUAACGAGUUAUUCCAAAAUAUGAUUUUUUUUUGUUUUUGGAAAAAACUGUAAUAGUCUACCAUGAAAAAUAAAUUGUGACCUGUCGUCCAGAAAAAAUGCUCAGGGGGACAGAAUUUUAAUUCCGGUAAAAGUGAUCUUAGCGUUAUUUUAUGUAAUCAGGAGAAGACAGUGAGAGGUAACGAAGUAAUUAUAACGAAUUCGUAAUUACAUUUAUAGAUACUAUUUAGUGAAAGUUGGUAAAUUGGGAUUUUCUAGGUGAAAUAAAGACAUUCUGGCGUUAAAUAUGGGACAACGGGGAGGCAACAGAGGCAACGACAGGAAGAUGAGGAUAACGGGAGUUCUGUUGCUUGUACUACUGUCAACGGUUGCAACAGAAGCUGCCGUUGCUGAAUCUAGAGAGAGAGUGGUGGUGGUGGUGGGAGAGACAGUAGCUCUGCCUUGUGCUGUGUCGUCCAGGGACAAAGUUCUACUUAUUCUCUGGUACAAAGAUAGUACUGCAGCUGUACCUAUCUUCAGUUAUGAUUCGCGGUCAGAAGUACCCCGGUCAUGGAUCAGCGAGAGGGUCCUGGGGUCAAGAGCUAGUGCCCAGUUCUUCCCAGACUCCAAGAUACACUACCUACAGUUAGAAGAUGUCCAGAAGACUGACAGUGGACUGUACAGUUGUAGGGUAGACUACAGGAGGUCCCCCACUCAGAGAGCUAAGAUCAACCUUACAGUUAUUGUUCCACCCGGUGUACCGACAGUCCUUCAAGACGAUGGGACACAGGUGGACCACACUCUUGGUCCGUACAACCAGGGAUCCCUAAUAAACAUCACCUGUCAGGUGGUGGGAGGUGAUCCUCCCCCACAGUUAACGUGGUGGCAGGGAGAGAAGUUACUUGACGGGGACACAGAGAGUGCAGGAGGGGGAGUGUACCGCAAUACUCUAACUGUUGGACCACUCACCAGGGACCAUCUCAACAACUUCUACGCUUGUCAGGCCUUUAACACCGACCUUAUUGCUCCUCUCAGCAAGGCUGUUACUCUGGAUGUUAAUUUGGAACCACUGACAGUGGAACUGUUGGGUCCUGAUGAAGCUCUGACCUCCGGUGUAGAGUACAAGGUGACCUGCCAGAGUACAGGAGCUCGUCCUACAGCAGUACUAACCUGGUGGUUGGAUGGUCAACAACUCUUCAACCAUACCUCUCAUACAGAGGAGCAAGGCAACGUGACAGUAAGUACCCUGAGGCUGGUACCUAGUGAGGAUGAUGGAGGGAAGGUACUACAGUGUCUAGCACAGUCACCUAGCAUCAAUCACCAGCCAAUACAAGAUACCAGGACCCUCCAGGUCUACUAUGUGCCGCUGGUAGACCUAACUCUGGAUGAAGGCAUCAACAUAGAGAACAUCAAGGAAGGUGACAACGUGACCUUGAUAUGUAGUGUCACCGCUAACCCACCAGUCAAGCAUGUCUACUGGUACCAUCGUGGGAGUCAGCUUGAAGGUAAUGCAUCAGCUGGGAUCACCAUGAAUAACCUGAAGCUCAAGCUGAGAGAUAUACAACGUGAUCAAGCUGGUCUAUAUUCCUGUGUUGCUUCGAACAUUGUGGGUGACGGAGAGAGUGAUCCACUGGUGCUACAUGUUAAGUAUGUACCAGUCUGCUCCAGUACCUUGGAUCAAGUACUUGGAGCGGCCAAGGAGGACCAGGUGGAGCUGGUGUGUCGGGUCGAUGCCUCGCCGGAUCGGGUCACCUUCCGCUGGUAUUUCCGGACCCCUGAGCAACUGGUGGCCCUGGACCCCAAGCUCUCCACGGCCCAGGACCGUUCUUCUGUGCUCAACUACCGGGUUGUUAAGGAUGACGACUAUGGCGAGGUGUUGUGUUUCGCCGCUAAUGACCUGGGCGAGCAGUCUGUCCCAUGUAGUUUUAGCGUCGUUCCCACCAGGGAACCUGACGCCCCAGAGAACUGCACCUUGACCAAUCAGACUACUGACACACUGGUCGUCCAGUGUCGUCCUGGCUAUGAUGGCGGACUCAAGCAGCGCUUCAUCUUGGAAGUCUUUGAAUCGGUUGAAUCAGCCGAAUCAGUGGAGUCGUAUGGGGAUUCCGAGGGUGAUUCACGAGGAGUUGUUACGAAUGUGACGGUGGGAGAAGUGCCGGUGUUCGCCGUGGACGACCUGCAGCCCGGCACAUCAUACUUCCUGGUAGUUUAUGCUCUUAACGACCAGGGCGCCAGCAGGAGACGACACCUGCAUAGUUUUACACUGCCUACAGUGCCAGACCACAGGACCAGGCUGUAUCCAACCCACAUCUUCCCUAUAACACCCAUCCUGGGUGUGUUGAUUGGUGUGGUUGGUGGGUUGGUUGUGGUUGCUGUGGUUGUUGUGGUGGUGAUGAAGCUGAGGGGGGAGUCUAGGAGAGCCAAGGUUCUUAACCAGGGUCCUGCUGGCCUCAAGCUCCCAGUACCUAGGCCUACAACACUACAGCAACACGUCAAGGAGGCUGGAGGAGCAAAUUCUGGCCCUGACCUGAUACUUUGUAGACCUGGUAAUAGAAUCUUCGUACGAGGACGUAGAGGAUAUACCACACAAGCUGAAGCAUGCGAAUAUCUACCAGAGUCUCCCUUACAACACUAACCUGCCUCCUAGCAACACUAAUUCUGAGUGUUGUGGUUGUUGUGACUGCUAGUUCCUGAUGCUCUACUUUACACUGAUCUACACUGAUCUUCCCUGCUCUUCACUGAUCUACACUGAUCUUCACUGAUCUACACUGAUCUUCACUGAUCUACACUGAUCUUCCCUGCUCUUCACUGAUCUACACUGAUCUUCACUGAUCUACACUGAUCUUCACUGAUCUACACUGAUCUUCCCUGCUCUUCACUGAUCUACACUGAUCUUCACUGCUCUUCACUGAUCUACACUGAUCUUCACUGAUCUUCACUGAUCUACACUGAUCUUCCCUGUUCUUCACUGAUCUACACUGAUCUACACUGAUCUACACUGAUCAUCACUGUUCUUCACUGAUCUACACUGAUCUUCACUGAUCUUCACUGAUCUACACUGAUCUACACUGAUCUUCCCUGUUCUUCACUGAUCUACUGAUCUACACUGAUCUUCACUGCUCUUCACUGAUCUACACUGAUCUUCACUGCUCUUCACUGAUCUACACUGAUCUUCACUGAUCUACACUGAUCUUCCCUGCUCUUCACUGAUCUACACUGCUCUUCACUGAUCUACACUGAUCUACACUGAUCUUCACUGCUCUUCACUGAUCUACACUGAUCUUCACUGCUCUUCACUGAUCUACACUGAUCUUCCCUGCUCUUCACUGAUCUACACUGAUCUACACUGAUCUUCCCUGUUCUUCACUGAUCUACACUGAUCUACACUGCUCUUCACUGAUCUACACUGAUCUACACUGCUCUUCACUGAUCUACACUGAUCUUCCCUGCUUUUCACUGAUCUACACUGAUCUACACUGAUCUUCCCUGCUCUUCACUGAUCUACACUGAUCUUCACUGAUCUACACUGAUCUACACUGAUCUACACUGCUCUUCACUGAUCUACACUGAUCUACACUGCUCUUCACUGAUCUUCCCUGCUCUUCACUGAUCUACACUGAUCUACACUGCUCUUCACUGAUCUACACUGAUCUUCCCUGCUUUUCACUGAUCUACACUGAUCUACACUGAUCUUCCCUGCUCUUCACUGAUCUACACUGAUCUUCACUGAUCUACACUGAUCUACACUGCUCUUCACUGAUCUUCCCUGCUCUUCACUGAUCUACACUGAUCUACACUGAUCUACACUGAUCUACACUGAUCUUCACUGAUCUACACUGAUCUUCCCUGCUCUUCACUGAUCUACACUGCUCUUCACUGAUCUACACUGAUCUACACUGCUCUUCACUGAUCUACACUGAUCUACACAGAUCUACACUGCUCUUCACUGAUCUACACUGAUCUACACUGCUCUUCACUGAUCUGCACUGAUCUACACUGCUCUUCACUGAUCUACACUGAUCUACACUGAUCUACACUGCUCUUCACUGAUUUACACUGAUCUACACUGAUCUACACUGCUCUUCACUGAUCUAUACUGAUCUACACUGCUCUUCACUGAUCUGCACUGAUCUACACUGCUCUUUACUGAUCUACACUGAUCCACACUGAUCUACACUGAUCUACACUGCUCUUCACUGAUCUACACUGAUCUUCACUGAUCUUCAUUGAUCUACACUGAUCUUAACUGAUCUACACUGAUCUACACUGAUAUACACUGAUCUACACUGAUCUUCACUGCUCUUCACUGAUCUACACUGAUCUACACUGAUCUACACUGCUCUUCACUGAUCUACACUGAUCUUCACUGAUCUUCACUGCUCUUCACUGAUCUACACUGCUCUUCACUGAUCUACACUGAUCUUCACUGCUCUUCACUGAUCUACACUGAUCUUCACUGCUCUUCUCUGAUCUACACUGCUCUUCACUGAUCUGCACUGAUCUACACUGCUCUUCACUGAUAUACACUGAUCUACACUGCUCUUCACUGAUCUACACUGAUCUACACUGCUCUUCACUGAUCUACACUGAUCUACACUGAUCUACACUGCUCUUCACUGACCUACACUGCUCUUCACUGAUCUACGCUGAUCUACACUGAUCUUCACUGCUCUUCACUGAUCUACACUGAUCUACACUGAUCUACACUGCUCUUCACUGAUCUACACUGAUCUACACUGAUCUUCACUGCUCUUCACUGAUCUACACUGAUCUACACUGAUCUGCACUGCUCUUCACUGAUCUACACUGAUCUACACUGCUCUUCACUGAUCUACACUGAUCUACACUGCUCUUCACUGAUAUACACUGAUCUACACUGAUCUACCCUGCUCUUCACUGAUCUACACUGCUCUUCACUGCUCUUCACUGAUCUACACUGAUCUACACUGCUCUUCACUGAUAUACACUGAUCUACACUGCUCUUCACUGAUCUACACUGUUCUUCACUGAUCUACACUGAUCUACACUGCUCUUCACUGAUCUACACUGAUCUUCACUGAUCUACACUGAUCUUCACUGAUCUACACUGAUCUACACUGCUCUUCACUGAUCUACACUGCUCUUCACUGAUCUACACUGAUCUACACUGAUCUACACUGCUCUUCACUGAUCUACA
Molecule: messenger RNA, 5653 nt
Organism: Cherax quadricarinatus
Lineage: Eukaryota; Metazoa; Arthropoda; Malacostraca; Decapoda; Parastacidae
Source: RefSeq, a predicted model, not a curated record